CAGUCCUUCGCUAUAGACAAUGUUCCCUGGUUCAGGUCAUCACUCUUAUAACAACUACGGGCCACCACCCAACCAAUACAGUUACCCUCCUCCACAGGGUGCUCCGCCUCAAGGAUACUAUGCCCCUCCUCAGGGCCCACCUCCUCAGGGCUACUAUGCUCCUCCACAAGGCGCGCCACCUCAACAAUCCAACUACCAACGCCCACCAGGACCUCCACCAAGCGAUUCGUAUCAACGUCCACCAGGCCCUCCACCAAGUAAUUCGUACCAACGUCCCCCAGGCCCUCCACCAUCCAACUCCUACUCUCGUCCAGAAGGUCCACCACCAGGUGACUACGGCAGACAGCCAUAUCAACCCCCACAAGACUCCUCGUUCCAGCGACCACCAACAGCACCACAAAGUUUUGGCCAAAAUACCGAUUUCACAUUUCAGUAUUCCAACUGUAGCGGAAGAAAGAAGGCGCUUUUGGUCGGGGUAAACUAUUUCGGCUCCCGUCAGGAAUUGAAAGGAUGCAUCAAUGACGUCAAGAACAUGAGUAAGUUCUUGGUGGACAGAUGGGGAUACAAGUGGGAAGACAUUGUCAUUCUCACAGAUGACCAACGAGAAAUGGCCCGUGUCCCCACCAAGGCCAACAUUAUCCGUGCCAUGCAAUGGCUAGUCAAGGACGCUAGACCCAAUGACUCGCUUGUGUUUCAUUACUCGGGCCAUGGUGGUGUUACUGAGGAUCAAGACGGCGAUGAAGAGAGCGGCAUGGAUGAUGUGAUAUACCCUGUGGAUUUCGAGCAAGCGGGACAUAUAGUUGACGACGACAUGCAUGCCAUCAUGGUUAGACCCUUGCCUGCUGGUUGUAGAUUGACUGCGUUGUAUGACUCUUGUCAUUCCGGUACCGCAUUGGAUUUGCCUUAUGUUUACUCGACCAAAGGUGUUGUGAAGGAACCUAAUUUGUUGAAGGAUGCUGGUUCUGGUGCCUUGAAUGCAAUUUUGCAGUAUGAAUCAGGAAACUUAUUUGGGGCAAUUUCUUCCAUUUCCAAUGUCGUCAAGAAGGUUUCCAGACUGGGUAAUACCGAUUCUGAGCAAAUUAAGAAGAUGAAGGCAUCCCCAGCUGAUGUUAUUUCCAUUUCCGGCUGUAAGGAUGAUCAAACUUCAGCUGAUGCGAGAGAAAAUGGUACUGCUACUGGUGCUAUGUCGUGGUCAUUUAUUACUGUUUUGACCAAGUAUCCUAACCAGUCAUAUUUGUCCUUGUUGAACAAUAUGAGAACUUUAUUGAGUGAAAAGUACUCGCAAAAGCCACAAUUGAGUUCAUCCCAUCCACAGGACAUGAAUAUUCAGUUUAUUAUGUAGAUUUAUAACCUCGUUUAGCGUUGGAGAUUCAUGACGUAAAUUCAAUGUCGCGACAUUCCCAAAUC
Molecule: messenger RNA, 1407 nt
Organism: Spathaspora passalidarum NRRL Y-27907
Lineage: Eukaryota; Fungi; Ascomycota; Pichiomycetes; Serinales; Debaryomycetaceae
Product: caspase family protein
Exons: 1
Coding region: 20-1342 (440 amino acids)
Biological process (GO): proteolysis
Molecular function (GO): cysteine-type endopeptidase activity
Source: RefSeq, a predicted model, not a curated record